Messenger RNA from Brassicogethes aeneus, 1122 nucleotides. The record is from the annotation of a GenBank genome assembly. NCBI's taxonomy places the organism in Eukaryota, Metazoa, Arthropoda, Insecta, Coleoptera, Nitidulidae.
GAUAGAUGAUACUGAAAGAAGGGUUGGGUGUUCACCGUUCACCGUCCACCGGGUACAAAUGGCUGCCGGUCGGUGUCUUGACCGUUAAUUCGUGCCGAACGUUUGCUGAACAAGCACCGGACAUCGAAAAAAAAAUGAAACACACCCACUUACUUAGUUUUUUGCUAUUCCUUUGUGCAACCACAACUCAUUCAACGAAAAUAAGCCUGGAAGACAUAGAAAUCGAUAAUUUAAAAUCAGAAAAAAAAGCCCGUACUCCAAUAACUGCCGCUUCAUCUCCAACACAAUAUGGAUUCGUACCAACCAAAACUUUACAGAAUUAUAUUCAAAAAUCCCCAAAACCACAAUACGUACAGCCCACUUAUGCUGCACCAACUUAUCAAAAUUACCAAAACACACCAAAAAUACCAUUGAUUGGACCUCAACAGUACUACUUGCCUAAACAGUACCCAACUGGACAAGAUCAACCUCAACAGUACUACGGCACCCCACAACAAUAUCAACAAUAUGAGAACGUUCAAUUUGUAACUGAUAACAGUAUUCAACAUCAAAGCCACCCUCAACAGUACGUUUACUUGCAACAGUACCCAGCUUCAAGUACUUCCAUUCAAACCAUUGUGGAUCCUAAAUCAGGCCAGCUCCAAUACGUAAUGUACGUACCCUCAUUGGCUGCUCCGACACAACAAGAACAAACACAAGAAGUUGUGUAUCAACAACAACCUGAGUAUUCUCAAGAAACUACUCAAGAGCAGUAUGCUCCACAAUACGUAGAAGAGAAACCAUUCCUGCCUGCCUCACAGGCGCCUUUGCAUUACGAAGGCAGCAGAACGCAGUACAUCCAACCUAGGCAACCCAAAAGUCUUUUGGACUCAUACGUACCUUCUUACCUACAGAUUCAAUAUUACAAGCAACAGCAACAACAUUUGGCUAACUCUGUAGCUCAUUCUCAAAAACUUAACUAUCCUAUUGUAGGUAAAACGGAGUAUGUUAAGAGUUACAAGCCAGGUAAUACUUUUAAAAGAAGAGCAUAAUUUCUUUUUUUAUUGUAAAAGCCUACGAGUAUUAUGGUAUGCUUCAGCCAGUUAUUGUUUAUUUGUUUGAGUUAUUUAUUUUAUAUAUUUA